Dermacentor andersoni is the source of this 2697-nucleotide messenger RNA. The record is from RefSeq and is a predicted model, not a curated record. NCBI's taxonomy places the organism in Eukaryota, Metazoa, Arthropoda, Arachnida, Ixodida, Ixodidae.
AUGUGGCGAGCUACAGCGCGCUGUUGCGAGUGGUGGUUCGAAGACGUGGGAUCCUCUUUCCUUUCGCAGGGGUCACUGGAGCGAAUUUCACUGGAAGUGCUGCGGAACGGAUCCCUCGAAGGUUACGCAGACACGCUGAGAGCACUCCACCUCAACUCGCUGCUGAAAUUGUGCUAUAUCGAACCAGGAGUCUUUGACAACUUGCAGGAGCUGCGGGAAAUCUCUAUACAGAAGUCCAUAUUGCUCCAAUCAGUUCCACCGGGAGUCUUAAGGGGUCUUCCUAAACUGAGCGUAUUGCGCAUCACACACUCUGGACUACGGGAAGUUCCGUACAUGCACGACUUGAACCCCUCCACGUACAUCGGAAUGCUAGACUUCGACAGCAACCGUAUCGCUGAGCUUACAGCCUAUUCCAUCAAGGUCAAGGCAGGAACACUGAUCCUCAAUCACAACACCAUUGCGGCCAUACGUGCAGCGGCAUUUGACGGCUCCAAGAUUGCUGAACUGAGACUGCGCGGAAAUCGAGAGUUGGCGGUGGUUGAAGACGAUGCCUUCUACGGACUCUCAAACCUCAGUCAUCUAGACCUUUCCGAGACGAGCCUCACGAAACUACCCACCCGUGGACUGGAGUCCCUAGAAGUGCUCGAGCUCCGCGACGCGCCGGCACUGCGCGAGUUCCCCUCUGUCUACCACUUCCGGUUUAUAAGGGUGGCUCACCUCACCUACCCUUACCACUGCUGUGCCUUCCAGUUCCCGGAAACCCACGACCCGGAGGAGCAUAGCAGGCGGGUACACUAUCCUCGUCGAAGAACGCCCGCUUCCGGUCGUUCGGCUGAGCUAAGCCGAGUGGAAGAGACCUUGCCAAUUUUCUGUUUCGCUACACCAAGAAACGUUUUCUGCCGCUGUUCGUGCAAUGAUGACACUGGUUACACGCACGCGUGUUCCUCCUUUCCCACAAGAGCCCUAGUUUCCCUUUAUUACGUGCUAAACUUUCUUCUGUAUUUGUUUAGAUACUCAACUAUUGCAAGAAGCAAUGCAUUCUUCCUUACUAGUCACUUAUAUAACCAAGUGAAGAAGAAUAGCCGCCAAGGGUUCCAGAAGCACUGCAACUCGGAUGACGAGGCGUCGAUGAACCGACACCAGAAGCGGCCACCUGCGGUCGGCGAGGAGCACGACUUCCAACUACUGGAGCGCUUCUUUGUGGUCCAGCUGAGCACCAAGCAGACCACAACGCCGCCGUCCAGAAGGUUCGUUCGCCAUGUGUUCAGCGAAUUCGGCACAAUACAUGUAUCUGCCGAGUGCACUACAGCCACUGUGUGCCAUCAGCUAGUGCAGUGUUGUACCGACGUGAUACCAACACCGGCGUUUUGUGCAUCGCAGGUGACGUGCGGCAAGCUAGCCAGCCGGCGGGUGCAGUGUCUUCCGGCGCCGGACGCGUUCAACCCGUGCGAGGACGUUAUGGGCACCAUGGUGCUGCGCGUAGCCGUAUGGUUCGUGGUUGUAGCCGCGGUGUUCGGAAACCUGGCCGUGCUUCUGGUGCUGCUCAGCGGUCGUCUGACUGUGUCCAAGUUCCUGAUGUGCAACCUGGCCUUCGCCGACCUCUGCAUGGGCGCCUACCUGCUGGUCAUCGCCUCUGAAGACCUGCACACGCGCGGCCGGUACUUCAGCCACGCCAUCCUGUGGCAACACGGUGCCGGCUGCAAAGUGGCGGGAUUCCUGACUGUGUUCGCGUCCGAGCUUUCAAUCUACACGCUCACAGUGAUCACCCUCGAGCGCUGGUACGCCAUCACGUACGCCGUGCAUCUGAACAGGAGGCUACGACUGCGCACCGCCGCGCGUAUCAUGGCGUGCGGCUGGGUCUACGCGCUGCUGGCGGCCUCCCUGCCACUCCUCGGCAUCAGCAGCUACAGCAAGACGUCCAUAUGUCUGCCCAUGGAGAACAGCACGGUUGCUGACCUGCUCUACCUUCUCACCCUGCUGUCGAUGAACGGCCUCGCCUUCCUGCUCAUAUGCGCCUGCUACGCCAAGAUGUACUUGGCCAUAUCGGGUCAGCGACCACGUUCCCACUGCGGCAACAAGGACACGUCAGUGGCCAAGCGCAUGGCCAUGCUCGUAUUCACUGAUUUCGCCUGCUGGGCGCCCAUCGCUUUUUUCGGACUAACCGCAGUGGCCGGCUACCCGCUCAUCGAUGUGCCAAAGUCCAAGAUCCUGCUUGUCUUCUUCUACCCCCUCAACUCGUGCGCCAACCCGUUCCUCUACGCCAUCCUGACCAAGCAGUACCGGCGCGACCUGUCGGCGCUGCUGUCCACGCGGGGCGUUUGCACGCGCCGCAUGCUCAAGUACACCUCGUCCUGGCAUACGACGCCCACCAAUCGCCUGCUGCGCAACAAGGACAACAGCAGCACGUCGCGCCAGACCACCGAGCUGUCGAACCGCACACAGAAGGGCUCACCGCACCCAAUCAAGAACAACUUCACCAAGCUGGGCCUGCACGAGGAGUUCCUGCGACGCCAGAGCCUGCUGUGCGAGCACCUCGAUACUCCCAUUUGACUCCGAGCGACAGCAGCUCCCGCCCACUCAUCACGCCGCCGCCACCGGGCCACGGACCACCGGCCAGAACUUCUCGGCAAGGUGCCGUCUUGUUUCACGGUGGACUCGUUCUUCGAGGCGCCGAGUGCCGACAGCGAAAGUACGGGA